This is a messenger RNA of Drosophila guanche, 2066 nucleotides long. Its product is annotated as myosin-14-like. Lineage: Eukaryota; Metazoa; Arthropoda; Insecta; Diptera; Drosophilidae. The record is from RefSeq and is a predicted model, not a curated record. The coding region runs from base 34 to 1938 and encodes 634 amino acids. The transcript is spliced from 8 exons.
UGGUUGUCCUUUGUUUGUUGUUGUCUUUUAUAGAUGUCACAAAUGCCAUCAAGUACGAAUAGUGUUCGGCAGACCAGAGCCAGCCAGUUGCGGGCCUUCAAAAUUAACCAAUUGGCGACGAAUCAUGAGAGCUCUGCGUCGGCAACUCCUGCUCGAUCGCGGAUGUCGUCGCCUCGUGGCACUACAGGAGAGUCCUGUGCCACACGCAUUGACUCAAUGCCCAAGCCAGUAUUGGACUCCUCCUCGUGCCAGAGUCAGAACCCUGCCCAAGAGCCCAAGACAGAUGCAGACAAGCCAGCAUCCAAGAGCAGCCCGGCUGAGCAGCCGUUCCGGAGUCUCGCAUGGAAGAAGGACCCUGCCAUUGAGCGACAAUUCAAUAUGCUGAAAUGCAUUCAAUCGGAGUUUGUGCAAACAUUGGAGUUUCUGGAACCGCACGAGUCCCGGUUGCUGGGCAGCUACAAAUUUCUGCCCCUCGCUAUCAAUGACAGAAGCAAGUGGCUGGUCAAAAAAGUUGAUUCGAUACUGAGUUUGCACACGGAAAGUGUGCAGGAUCUGAAGAAUCGCUGCCAGGCUGCCAUUGAAGCGGGCUUCAUGUUGCUCUACGAACAACUGGAGGGCGUUCAGUUGGCCAACGAUGAGUUCGCUGCAUCCCAGCAGAAACAUAAGCUUCUGGGCCAGAUGAAAUGUUUACUGAGCCGACAAAUGGACACCAUCGUGGAGAACAUCGAUCUGGUGUGUGGAGUAACCCUCGGGCAACAGUAUGCGUUCAGGCAGCACUUGUACCGCGAGAUAGACAAGCUGCACAAACAAAAGGAGCUCACGGAGGCACAGAUCCUAUGUAUUACCAAGAGUCACAGCGAGCAGAUGAAUCGCCUGCAGCUGGAGCUCGAGGAUAAGCUGAAGGCGCAGCAGGAAAGGAUGGAGGAGCAGCAGCAGGAAAAGCUAAAGGAGCCGCAGCAAAGGGUGCAGGAGGUGCUGUGUGACUGUCAGGCACAACGGGACGAGCACGAAAAUCAGCUAAAAAUACUGAAUGCAUCCCUAAAGAGUAAGAACAGCACCAUCGAAUCGGUAGUGGCUGAAUCGAAAAAGCAAAUGGCACUCAAUGCGCAUCUGGAGCAGCUAUUGGCGAAGGCGACUGCUGAGCUGCUGGACUCACGGAAAGAUCUCGACAAUAGCAAGGAGCUCAUCGCGUUACUGGAUCGGGAUCUAAAGGAGGAGCGCGAAUAUUCAGCGACUGUCAGGGCAGCUAAGCCUCAGCAGCCCAAGUACUUCAGUGUGCAGCAGAUUCUCUCCGAUCUGAAGAAUGUCCAGACGCAGCUGGACAAGUACCAGAAGCUGGCGGGCGAGCUGAGGGUAAAGACGAAGGCCGACCAACUGAAGAUAUCCAGCUACACCGAAGAAAUCAAAAGCUAUCGGUGGAAGGCUGCUGAAAAACAAGAAGCUUAUCGCAAAAUUGUCUUGGAAGCAGCGGCCAAGGAAGAGCAGUUGAAGCAGCUGAAAAUGAAGGAGCAGCAGCUGUCCUAUGGCUAUGAGAAAAUGAUCAAACAUGAACAGCAAAUCCGACGCCUGGAGCGGUUCAAAAAACAUUCCGUUAGGGAAAGUGCACGAAUCGCAAUGGAAAGGGUCAAGCAGCAGGAAGCCCAGCGGGAUGGGCAACACAAAAUUGAAAAACUAACCCAGGAGCUUCAGCAAUUUGUAGAUUUUAUUCUUUACAAGGGUAAAGCUCCAGCUGUAAUUGAAGGUCUCAUUGGUGUGUGCAGCAGCUGCAGUUGCAUACAUCAAAAGAAACUGGAUCCGCAGACACGUAAGGAGAUUCUGGCACAAAUUGAAGCAUCGCAUGGCAUCUCCUUCAUCAGGUGCUGCACGACCAACAGCAGCAGCACCAGCGAAUAUGCUUUGCCAGCCUGUACAGAGAUUCCAGAUUCCGCAAGAGAUUAGCCAAGAGCUUUUCCCUGUAUAAUCCUCGGCAAUGCAAUUCUCUGCACACUGAAUUCAGAGUUCUUCAGACAUUAUUCGACACAUUCUUAAAUUGUCUAAAUUUCUUGUUAUAUAAUUGCUUAUUUUCU